GAAAGAGUUUUAUGAUUUAUUGGAAUCUGCGGGCAAUAAACUGGUCGUCGUGGAUUUCACUGCAGCAUGGUGUGGACCGUGCAGAAGGAUUGCUCCCUUAUUUGAGGAACUUUGCAAAACACAUGCUGAUGUAUGCUUUUGUAAAGUAGACGUGGAUGACGUAUCAGAGUUAUCAGAAUCAUGUGGCGUCAAAGCCAUGCCUACUUUUCAGUUUUACAAAAACAAAGAAAAGGUUGCGGAAUUUUGUGGUGCAGAUGAGGCCAAGCUUAAGGAAACCAUUGCCAAGCUGAAAUGA
Staurois parvus is the source of this 295-nucleotide messenger RNA. The record is from the annotation of a GenBank genome assembly. Lineage: Eukaryota; Metazoa; Chordata; Amphibia; Anura; Ranidae.